UAAAAAAUAAAAACUCAAAAUACAGUAUUUUUCAGUAUUUAUCCGAGUGUUCUGUUAUUUUACUAUUUAUUUUAAUUCUAACAAAUCAAAAUGAAGAUCCCUUACGUGGUUUCCAAGAACACGCGGGAGGCGUAUGCCACAGCGCCUUUGAUGAAGACGUCUGUUUCGGAGGUCGAUCGUAAAAUUGUUGCCGAAAACUUCGAGUGGGACGAUGACUUGACUCCUGCGCCGCUUACGUACUUUGCAGCCCUUGCCCUCUCUAGGGUGUUCCAUAGGAUUAAUCCCCUGAAGCGAAUCCUGCAAAAGGAUGUGGAUAUGCUCAUGGAUUUGUACCCAGCUGAUAUCCCUCUGAAGUCUUGUGUUCCUCACAUCAAGGAUGAACAAUUUUGGAAAAGAUCAUUCGCUACCAAGUUUCCAUCCAGAGUUGAACUUGGGGUAACUUUUUGGAAAGGAAAGUUCUUAUCUGCCUGUUUGCAAGACUACUUGGAGAAUGUUAAUCCCGAUGUGUUCAUUGAAGAGGACGCUAUUGAACUUUCUAAACUGGUUAGUCCGUACAUUUAUGAACUAAGCUUGAACCAAUUACAAAUGGUCCGCCAGCCCACGCCACCAGUCCAUAACGAUGAAGUAGUCGAAGACACCUGUGCCUUUAGCGUGCCUAAAGUGUACGACCACAUUCCUCUCGAACCAGUAUUAAUGAGAUUGUACAACCUCCAAGAAAUAUCAUUAGUAUUCGGCCUGAGCAAUCUGGCUGACAAAUAUCAAACGAGGUUCUUUGAAUUUUCUAUGGCUGAUUGCGAGUCUUUAUGCAGGGGACUCGAAGAUUUGAGACAUUUGAGAACUUUCCGCAUUAAUAGAAGCAAUUUAGACUGCUCUAAAGUCAAAAUCAUCUUACAAAGUCUUGUGAAGAAGGAAAGUAUCGAGGAAUUGGACUUUAACCAUUGCAAAAUUGGGGAUUAUGGCAUGAAGGCGUUAGGUGGUUUUAUUUUUGUACAUAAUAACGUCAAACGAGUGCGGAUUGCCAACAACAGAUUUAAGGAGGUCGGGGUUCAAGGAAUAGCUUAUGCAUUGCAAAUGAAACCGGCGGCGCCUAUCGAAUUACUGGAUUUCAGCCUCAAUCCAAUGUCGAUUGAAUGUGCAACUAUGUUUGCCGCAGCAUUUGUCCGUUGCAAAGAAAAACCCCAAACAUUAAUCGUUAACUCCUGUGGUUUCUAUGGUGCAUCUGCAGAAAAGAUGGCAGGUCUGCUUUGCCUCAACAGGGGCUUGCUCAGAUUAGAUAUGGCAGCCAAUGACUUGUCCGGCGACGCGGAGAAGACCCUUAUCCGUGCGCUUGAGCAAAACAAGAAAGUUCUCAGAGUCGAUCUACGCAGAACUCAUAUAUCUGACGAGACCCAGGCAAAAGUGAACGAGUUGCUAGAACGCAACAAGAACUUGCUUGGGCAGGAGAGAGAGCCGAGUGAUGAGAUACCUCCCUUGUACCUCAACGAGCCUGAGUAUCUCAUCUGGGAGUACAAUCCAAAUAAUCCCGAUUAUAUUCCAGGAAGAUAUCCGAAAAGAGUUCCAGAAGUUUAAAAUUUAUUUUUACCCAUGUUUUUACUCCUUACCGAUUCUAUUUUGAUUUGAAAGCCUAAUUUUGUACUAUUAUUAUGUUAAAUAAUAACAAUACAUGAUAGAUUAAAAUAAUGUUUUGUAAUUGCUCUACAAUAGUUUUCCUAAUUUCAUUGCACUGAUAUUUUGCGUAAUCUGAUUGAGUAUGAAUUACAAUUUAGAGGACAAAAUGGACACUUGAUAUGGCCAUCAUGAUAAUUAUUUAGACGUGCCAGAUGACAUCCCAUUGCAUUGCAAUCAUCAGUAGAUAAAAUAAAUACGCAAAUUAAUGAUUUCAUCUGGUUACUGCCAGAUCAGGGCACAGGUUAUUAAUAUUAAUAACUUUAUCGAUUAGCCAUCAUGGAAAUUUCUAUUUGAUUGUGCUUUCUUAACAUCCUAGUAUAAACAUUUAACUAGAGUGUGUAACAUUUUAACCUUUAAUCUGUUAUUAUCUCAGACAACUUUACAUUUCAAGCCAGAACUGAUAUAAGUACGUAGUUUCUUUAAUUUUGUAUUGAAAUUUUUCGAUUAGUUUUGCCUUGCAUUGAUUGAAUAAAAUACUUUUCUAAAUAAAAACUUAAGUUUUAUUUAUUUAGGGAAAAUGGUUUUUGGUAUUUAAUAUUAUUAUUCUCUGUAAGAAGAUAACAAUACAAUAAUAAGCUCCUUACUAAAUAAACAAUAAGGAAAGCUAUGAGGAAAGAUUUAUCAAGGAGAAAUCGGCAUUUGACAGAUUUCCUCGAAGGUUGACAUUGGUCCAGCUGGAUAUAAACGUUUAUGAAAUAAUUUUGUUACUGCAUCGGAUUCACAUUCGUUAUUUGCAUUUGAAUGCACUCAUUGAUUUGAGGUUUGAAAUCCGCUCCAAUUGAAACGAUCCGAUAUAGCGUGCCAUGUUUUGUAAGCUGAUCAAAGUCCGUUGUUGUAUAGAUUCUUCUUGUUUAACUGUUAUUUUUCCUUUCGUCACGCAAA
Molecule: messenger RNA, 2550 nt
Organism: Ostrinia nubilalis (European corn borer)
Lineage: Eukaryota; Metazoa; Arthropoda; Insecta; Lepidoptera; Crambidae
Product: dynein regulatory complex subunit 5
Exons: 6
Coding region: 91-1569 (492 amino acids)
Molecular function (GO): protein binding
Source: RefSeq, a predicted model, not a curated record